Molecule: messenger RNA, 528 nt
Organism: Rhodotorula toruloides NP11
Lineage: Eukaryota; Fungi; Basidiomycota; Microbotryomycetes; Sporidiobolales; Sporidiobolaceae
Exons: 5
Coding region: 1-528 (175 amino acids)
Source: RefSeq, a predicted model, not a curated record
AUGGCCCGAACCUGCUGCUGCUCGCUCAUCCUCGUCAUCCUCGCUCUUGUCUACCCAAUCGGCGCUCCUAUUGCUCUCGGCAUCUCGCAUGCCUGGUUCGACUGCUUGUGGUGGACGGAUGCUAUCCUCGUCCUCGUCUCUCUCGGAAUCGGCGGCGUCCUAACAGGCUUAGUCCUCUUCCCUUGCACGUUCGCAAACGUGUGGAAGAUGGGCGUCGGAUACUUUGCUGCGGUCGCGCUCGCUAUCUUCGUAAUCUUCCAGGACUACCAAAAAGGCCGUCCGACCACCUCUUUCAACGAAUUGAGCAAACCUCCUUCGCCUGCUGGACGACGACGACGACGAGCUCGGUUGGCGGAUGACGAGGAGGAGCUUGCGACUCUCGGAGCAGGAUCGAGGAGGAUGGAGAGGGCGGCGAGCGAGACGAGUGAGGAGCGAGGAGGGUCAACGGAUGAGGAGAUCGAGGCGAGACGGUUGAAGGCGGCUCGGAGAAUGCGCGAGGAGACGCUGUGGCACGAGGCGACAGCCUGA